This is a messenger RNA of Punica granatum (pomegranate), 2042 nucleotides long. The record is from RefSeq and is a predicted model, not a curated record. Lineage: Eukaryota; Viridiplantae; Streptophyta; Magnoliopsida; Myrtales; Lythraceae.
AUAAAAUAGAUAAUAAUCAUACAAUCUCUGAAUCCAUCGGAAGAAACAGCGGGCUCCUUCCUUCAAUUUCCAAUCUCCGGUUCUUCUUCCCAAAUCCGAUCAUCUCUUAGCGUCGAUCAUCUCGAAACCCUCAAUUCCGUGAACGAGGAGGAGGACGGCGUGCAGUUAAUUUAUCUCCGAGGAAUUUUGCUCAUGCCCAUUUCCUGACUGACCUGAGAGAAAGGCUAGGGUUUUUCGUCGGUCGUUGGUUGCUCCGGCGAUGGGGUUGAAGGGCGAGGCUGACCUCGCGGUAGAAGACGACGGCGGUGGGAAGUCCGCUGUCCCAUGCUCGAUUUGCCUCGAGGCUGUCACUGACAACGGUGAUCGGUCCUGGGCUAAGCUUCAAUGCGGUCACCAGUUUCACCUGGACUGCAUUGGUUCAGCAUUCAAUGUUAAGGGUGCGAUGCAGUGCCCUAACUGUCGGAAGGUUGAGAAAGGCCAAUGGCUUUUUGCAAAUGGUUGCCAUACAGUUCCUGAGUUUAGCAUGGACGAGUGGGCACAUGAUGAGGAUCUUUAUGAUUUAAGUUAUUCUGAAAUGUCCUUUGGUGUCCACUGGUGUCCAUUUAAUCAACUAGCAAGGCUUCCAUCAUCAUUUGAGGAGGGAGAUUUUCCAUCAGCUGCAUAUCACGAUGUUCUGGGUCAGCAUGCUGUCUUUGCUGAACACACAGCCAUAUCAUCUGCUGCUCACCCAUGCCCAUAUGUUGCCUAUUUCGGACCAAUGCAUCAUCCCUCCACAUCAAGCUCCAGUGGCAGUGUCACGGAUGCUAGUUUUAGUAACCCCUGGAAUGGUCCCAGCGCUGAAAUUGGUAACUUUGCUUAUCCCUCCAUGGACCAUCAUUUUCAUAGCUGGGACCACCACUCUCCUCCCUUCUCAGCUAGCAGUGGCCGUGUUGGUGGUGCCGCUGAUCAAGCUUCAGGCCCACCUACUGUUUCUAGAUCAAGUAGGAGCAAUGCAGAUCUGCCCAGAUCAGGAUCAUUCAUGCAUCCAUUCCUUGUUGGUCAGAGUCACAGUUCUGGAACAAGGUCUGGGAGCUCAGUAGCAUCAACCUUAAUCCCUCCUUAUCCGGGAAGUAACGCUCGGUCUCGGGACCGAGUCCAGGCCCUGCAAGCGUACUACCAACAGCAGCAACCUAAUGGUGGUCCAGCCAUUCACAGCCACACCGUUCCUGGUACAAGGCGAUCGAGUAGCCACAGAGGUAUGGCCCACGUAGGGUCAGUAGCAGCCUCAUCAUCAGAGCAAAGUAGUGGGCUGUACUUCAUCCCCACAAGUUCUUCAUCAGGCCGUAAUUUUCAAGAACCAGAGAUCCCAGCAUCAGUUCGGUUUCAUGCAUGGGAGAGAGAUCAUUUGCCUUCCAUGUCAUUGAGCCAAGUCGACAGGGAUCACCCAGGUUGGGCCGUCUUCCACCCACCUGCCCCUGGUGGAUCUGACCCCAGCUUAAGGACCAGCAGCUUCCGCCAAAGGCAUGGAUCUGAGAGGACUCCAUCACAUAAUCGGUCGUAGUCUCAGGCUUGGCUCAGUUCAGCAGCUCGGCUCAACUUUCUCAUCUCUCUGGUCAAAGCGAAAAAACUGAAUCUACUAUGACUGAUAAAGGAAAACAUGUACGCUAUGCAUGAGAAAAAAACAUAAUGCUGUGCAGUCCGAUCGGGUUUCCUGAACCUGGUUGGGGCUUUUCAAGAAAAGAAAGUGUAGAGUUGCCCGAAAAACGAUCUUUCUGGCAGCGACACGGUUGUGUGGACUUAAAAGAUGUUGCUUGAGUUGGUUUGUGGGUCUUUGGGGAGGGUUUCUGUUAGGUCUUUGUGUCCCCCGGUUAGUCAUGGAUCGAUGACAGAGAGAUUCUGAGUCGGUGGAAUUCCAGGGUUCACAGGGGCUGUGUCGAAUGUUUAAAAGGAAGUUCUUGAUUGAGCGAUUCGGAUUAUAAAGUUUAUACACAGCCCCUGACAAAGGCAAUGUCGUUUCACAUUUUAUUUCACGGGUCCUCUUGUGAAAAUUAAUCUUUGGAUCA